Anoplophora glabripennis (Asian longhorned beetle) is the source of this 2397-nucleotide messenger RNA. RefSeq names its product ATP-dependent RNA helicase DDX42. The record is from RefSeq and is a predicted model, not a curated record. The transcript has 10 exons. NCBI's taxonomy places the organism in Eukaryota, Metazoa, Arthropoda, Insecta, Coleoptera, Cerambycidae. The coding region runs from base 207 to 2324 and encodes 705 amino acids. Gene Ontology annotation, molecular function: RNA helicase activity; nucleic acid binding; ATP binding.
UGACUUAUGUUUGACAUUGACAUUUCUGAAAAAGUUGUAAUAUACAUAAUAAUCGAUUUAAAAUUAAUUAAACCAUUUUUCAACAGUGCUUUUUACUUGUACACAUUAUAAAAGCAAUGUCAAUUAGAAGAAAACUCGAUAUCGGAAAACUAUAAUCAAAAUAACCGACCUUCUGAAUUUAGUAUUACUUUAUUAAGUUACCCAAUAUGAGUAGUUUUAAUUAUGCUGAUAUACAUUCUAACAAUAGACGGCAUAAUGCUGUUCCACCCCCUUCUAGUGGUCUUAGCAAACAAGGUUAUUCUACUAUGAAUGCCAUUAGCCAAAAUGCUCUCUCUGCUGCUUGGGGAGGUACUAGCAGAAAAAGGGCUGCAACCGAAGAUGAAUAUUUUGAAGAGGAUGAUGAAGAAGCUGUUCCUGAUUUAGCAUAUAUUCCUGCUCCUGACAGCCCUACAAGAAUUGAAAUGGAAAAGAAGAAAAGAGAAGAAGAGGAGGAAGACGAUCCUCUAGAUGCAUACAUGGCUGGCAUUGAAAAACAAAUGCAAGUACAGAAACAAAAAUCCUGUACGUCUCAACAAACAGGUGUUCGUAAUGAUUUGGAAGAAGAAGAUGUAGAGGAAUCUUAUUACCGUUACAUGGAAGAAAAUCCUAAUGCAGGAUUAGCUCCUCAAGACGAUGAACACCCAGAAAUAGAAUAUGAUGAAGAUGGCAAUCCCAUAGCGCCUGAUAAAAAAAAAAUUAUAGACCCUCUACCUCCUAUUGAUCACUCUCUGAUAGAAUAUAAACCUUUUACAAAACUGUUUUAUGAGGAGCACCCUGAUAUUACAUCUCUAAGUAACAGUCAAGUGUCAGAAUUAAGAAAGACAUUGGAUAUCACAGUUUCUGGGAACUCACCGCCAAAUCCUGUAACAUCGUUCCCUUAUUUUGGAUUUGAUGAUAAACUGUUAAAAGCAAUUAUUAAAGCAGAGUAUUCCACACCAACUCCUAUACAGGCUCAGGCAGUACCAUGUGCUCUACUUGGACGUGAUGUUCUUGGCAUUGCACAAACGGGAAGUGGAAAAACUGCAGCUUUCUUAUGGCCAUUAUUAAAGCAUGUAGCUGCUCAAAAACCUGCUGAGGAAGGUGAAGGCCCCAUAGCUUUGAUUUUAGCACCUACGAGGGAAUUAGCUUUACAAAUCUAUAAUGAAACAAAGAAAUUUGCCAAAGUAUAUGAUUUAAAGGUUAUAUGUGCAUAUGGUGGGGGCUCAAAGUGGGAGCAAAGUUUGGCUUUGAAAGAAGGUGCUGACAUUGUUGUCGCAACUCCUGGAAGAAUUAUUGACCAUGUUAAAAGCGGAGCGACAGAUCUUCAAAGAGUGACAUUCUUAGUUCUCGAUGAAGCUGAUAGAAUGUUCGAAUUAGGUUUUGAACCACAAGUGAGAUCUGUUUGUAACCACGUUCGUCCAGAUAGGCAAACUUUGUUGUUUUCGGCCACAUUCCGCAAACGAAUUGAGAAAUUAGCAAAAGAUGCUUUGACAAAUCCUAUAAGAAUAUCUCAAGGUAUUACUGGACAAGCCAAUGAGGAUGUCACACAGCACGUUUUCAUCUUACCAAACCAAGAAUCUAAAAGAGAAUGGUUGUUCAACAAACUUGUGGAACUUUUAUCUGCCGGUUCUGUUUUGGUUUUUGUCACAAAGAAAUUGGAUGCAGAACAGGUUGCUAACGAUUUAAAAGUGAAAGAAUUUACUUGUCUACUACUUCAUGGAGACAUGGAACAGGCAGACCGUAAUAAAGUUAUCACAAGCUUUAAAAAAAAUGAAUGCUCUUUAUUGGUUGCCACGGAUGUUGCAGCCCGAGGUUUAGAUAUUCCACAUGUUAGAACUGUCGUUAAUUAUGAUAUUGCGAGGGAUAUUGACACCCACACCCACAGAAUUGGAAGAACAGGACGUGCUGGAACUCAGGGGACUGCGUACACUUUGUUAACACCCAAAGAUAAAGAAUUUACGGGACACAUCGUAAAAAACUUGGAAGCAGCUCAUCAAGAAGUCCCUCAAGAUGUAUUAGAUCUUGCAUUGCAAAGUUCUUGGUUUAGAAAGCAAAGGUAUAAAAAAAAGGAUCAUAAUCCUAACGUAGGUGGACUAGGUUUAGGAUUUAAAGAAAAAUCUUCAGUUCCAAGGAGUGCACCAAAUUCUUUGCCAUCUAAUAGUGGAGUUCAGCCCUCUAGAGGACCUGCUACAGAUAGGUUAUCUGCUAUGAAGGCAGCCUUUCGAGCACAAUACCAAAAUCAGUUUACAGCAAGUAUUGAUCAACCUCCACCACUUAUUACAAGAAAGAAAACUCGAUGGGAAUAAUAACAUAUUCCAUUUUUUUUUUGUAAAGUGUUAAAGUUGUAAUGUAAUGCAAUAAAAUUUAUUGUAAAUUAAA